AUGCCUGAACCACGUUCGUGCCAUGGAGCUGUUGUUGUUGAUGAUAAAGUUCUUGUUUUUGGAGGACAGGGAAAGGAUAGCAAUGUUUUGUCCAGUGUUUUGGAAUUUAAUCCAAGGACUCUUACAUUUAAGGAAAUGCCUCCAUUACCUCAUCCAUUGACUGAAAUGGCAACAGUUCAAUGGAGAGAUCAAGUUGUUCUUCUUGGAGGUUGUGAUGGAAAAAAAGUAAUGAACAGUGUUCUCAUGUAUGACUGUAAAACAGGAAAAAUUACAGUCUUACCAUCCAUGUUAGAAAAGAGAAGAUUCUGUUGUGCAUUUAUAACUGGUGGUACAAUUGGUGUCAUGGGAGGUCUGAAUGAUAAAGGUGAAAAACUUAAAUCAGUGGAGUGUUUCGAUAUGGUAAGUAGUUCUUCAUGGACAUGUCUUCCUUCAAUGAAUAAACCGCGAAGGGGAGCCAUUGCUGAAGUUUUACCAUUUGGGCAAAAUUAUGUCUAA
Molecule: messenger RNA, 495 nt
Organism: Xenia sp. Carnegie-2017
Lineage: Eukaryota; Metazoa; Cnidaria; Anthozoa; Malacalcyonacea; Xeniidae
Product: gigaxonin-like
Exons: 1
Coding region: 1-495 (164 amino acids)
Molecular function (GO): protein binding
Source: RefSeq, a predicted model, not a curated record